This is a messenger RNA of Maudiozyma barnettii, 1590 nucleotides long. RefSeq names its product ubiquitin-conjugating protein DMA1 (gene DMA1). NCBI's taxonomy places the organism in Eukaryota, Fungi, Ascomycota, Saccharomycetes, Saccharomycetales, Saccharomycetaceae. Gene Ontology annotation, cellular component: cell division site; mitotic spindle pole body; ubiquitin ligase complex. Gene Ontology annotation, molecular function: ubiquitin protein ligase activity; protein binding. The record is from RefSeq and is a predicted model, not a curated record. Gene Ontology annotation, biological process: mitotic spindle assembly checkpoint signaling; ubiquitin-dependent protein catabolic process; negative regulation of septation initiation signaling. Bases 1 to 1590 code for a protein of 529 amino acids. The transcript has a single exon.
AUGUACCAUUUUAAUCAGACUAAUCAGUCAUCGACCUCGGGAUCUCAACGUGCUGGUAAUGCAUUCUCCGCUUUUGGAAUAUCCCAUACUUCAAAUUCAGCUGCUGCAACAGCCACUACUACCACAAGUACUCAUGAUAGUGGCGAUGAAACUCCUCAUGAUCAAGGACCAUUACCUAUUGCGCUGUCAUUAACAGGUAAUAACAGCAACAGUACAAGCUCUAAUAAUGUUGCUGGCGCUUUGCAUAAUAGUAUAGCCGCAAUGACUGCUGCCGCUACUGCUACAACUACUAAUACAACCGCAGCUACUAAUCAUUUGUUAAAUGUAAAUAAUGCUCCACAUGGAACUGCUGCUACAGCGGCGGCUGUAGCAGCAGUUGCGGCUAAUUCAUAUGCAACUACAUCAGCUGCCGCCACAGCUGCCGCCACGGCUGCCGAUUUAGCAAUGGGUAAUAGUAAUGGUGAUUCGAAUACUAACUCUAAGAACGUUCGCCAUUAUGUUUAUUCAGCAGAUCAACCAAAUGCAGAUUCUUUGUUACAUUUGGAUCUACCAGAAAAUACAAUCUUACCACCAAAACUUGACUCAAAGGAAUUAAAGAAAUUAAAGGACAAGAAUGGAUUAUUUAGUCUAAGAUUGACACCUUUCAUUGAUAACGUCUCCACAACAAAUCAAGGUCUUUAUUUUGAUCCCAUUGUAAGAACUGCAGGUCCAGGAUCACAAUUAGUCAUUGGAAGAUAUACAGAAAGAGUUCGUGAAGCAAUCUCAAAAUUACCUGAAAAUUAUCAUCCAGUAGUAUUCAAAUCAAAAGUUAUAUCAAGGACUCACGGUUGUUUUAAAGUCGAUUCCCAAGGGAAUUGGUUCAUUAAGGAUGUCAAAUCCUCCUCAGGUACUUUUUUAAAUCAUCAACGUCUUUCGCCUGCUUCUACUUUAUCAAAGGAUAUUCCAUUACAUGAUAGUGAUGUAUUACAACUUGGUAUGGAUUUUAGAGGUGGGACAGAAGAAAUAUAUAGAUGUGUGAAAAUGAGAAUCGAACUUAAUAAAUCAUGGAAGAGGAAAGCAAAUGCAUUCAAUAAAGAAGCUUUAAACAAGAUUAAAGAAUUGCAAAAAUUAACCAAUGGUGGAAUAGAUGAAGAAGAUUGCUCCAUUUGUUUAAGUAAAAUUAAACCAUGUCAAGCAAUUUUCAUCUCACCCUGUUCCCAUAGUUGGCAUUUCCAUUGUGUAAGAAGAUUAGUUAUGUCUUCUUAUCCACAAUUUGUUUGUCCAAACUGCAGAGCCGCUUGUGAUUUAGAGGCUACAAUAGAAUCUAGUGACUCAGAAGAUGCACUUUCAGAUGCAGAAGAAGAACAAAUACAAGAUAACAUUAACAGCAAUAGCAUACAAGAGAGUAGUAAUGAUGGUAAUAAUAAUAAUAACAAUUCAAUACGUACUGGCCAAUUAGAUCCAUCUUUUCGUUUGGCAAGCACCAGUAUUCAUCAUGAUAGUAAUAAUCAUAAUAAUAUGGUUCAGGAUAGUCAGUUAGAUCCAAAUGUACUCAACGGUCUAGGAGUCCAAUUAGACGAUCCGAAGAAUGAUAUCGAUAUGGAGAGCUGA